AUGGUAACCAGAGCUCCAGACAUCGCGAGAGCAAACGUGACAACAGAGCUGUCUCAGGUGCUGGAGGAGGAGGAGAAGAGGUGGAUGGAGACGCUGCACAUUGAGGAGUUCCACAUAACACUAGCUAACACUGUGAUACAGCGGCUACAGGUUGACCUCGAUCGAUCAGUCUCUGUUAACAAGAGCCUGGGAAUCAGAGUCACGCAGUGCACGCUCAACGGACUGGCAGACUUCCUGUACAGUUUCCAGAGGAAGGUGGAGAUGUUUCAUGAGGGGAUGUCAAGUGGGAUGUUUGGAGACAAUGAAGACGGAUACGUCUCGAAAACAAUCGCUAUGGUCAACUGCUGCCCCCCCUUCAGGUGUUUCCUGAAGAGCUGUUUGCAGGUGGACGCCGUCUCCAUCAGCGAGGAUUCGUGUCGUCGAGGGAACGGUGCCUUGGACCGCAUCGUCACGCUGGGGGUCCGUGUCCUGGCAGACCGUCUCUUCCACACCAUCAGGCCGUGCUUUGAAAAGCUGGUGAAGAAGAAGUGGUUGACCAAUCCGGAGCCAUACAAGCACAUCGAGUCUCUGAUCAAAGAAAGCUUUGCCAAGUACAGACGGAUGGAAAGUCCUCCUUACCAGGUGCUGGUGGGCCAGCUCCACAGCAGGGUGCUGCAGGAGUACCUCAGGAUGCUGAUGAGGGGGAAGAUCAUCUGCACCUCGUCCAAGACGAGGAAGAAGAUGUCCGCACGGCUCAAGGAUGAAGGACAGCAGAUUAGAGCCCUCUUCAAAGAACUGGAGUCCCCAGCUUCGUGGUUGGACGGGGUCCUGUCCCACAUCUCUGAGAUCAUCGUGUUGGAGGACGUUCCCUCCAUCCAGAUGGAGGUCGGGGUUCUGGUGCGAGAGUUCCCUGAUGUCAGGAAGAAGCAUGUGUCGGCCAUCCUGAACAUCCGGGGGCUGAUGCGGCAGACAGAGCGGCAGGAGAUCCUGAACAUCGUGACGGACAUGGAGAGCAGCCCCGCCCCCAUGGCCCGGAGCCGCGCCCUCUUCUCCGAGGUCCCGGUCACCCCGGAGGUCCACUGCCUCAACCUGGGCCUGAGCCGCGCGGCCCUGGCCAUGUCGACCUGCUUCAGCCCCGCACGGCCCCCCCAGGGGUCCCCCCGCCGCCGCGCCCAGCACAACCCCGACGAUGACCUCUGACCCCUUCAGGCCCAACCCCGACGAUGACCUCUGACCCCUUCAGGCCAAACCCUGACAAUGACCUCUGACCCCUCAGGCCAAACCCUGACCAGAACCUCUGACCCCUCCCAACAAGACCAUGACCUCUGACCCCUCCCAACACAACCCUGACCAUGACCUAUGACCCCUCCCAACACAACGCUGACCAUGACCUAUGACCCCUCCCAACACAACCCUGACCAUGACCUAUGACCCCUCCCAACACAACCCUGACCAUGACCUAUGACCCCUCCCAACACAACCCUGACCAUGACCUCUGACCCCUCCAAACACAACCCUUACCAUGACAUCUGACCCCUCCCAACAUUAACCUGACCUCUGAACCCUGCAAGUAAAAUCAUGACCUCUGACCCCUCAAUGAACCACCAUGACCUCUGUCCAAUACUGCAGGACACGGAGAAGGAAAAUUACGUGGGGAUAAAUCGCUCUCCCUUAAUGCAUUAGGGUCGGCGGUAGGAUAGGCUUAGUGUUUGUAAGUCUAAUCAAUGUUCAGUUUUCACAUGCACAAAAAGGAAUCAAGAAUGUUUCUAGAUCAAAGAAAAACUCAUAUUGAUGAUUGAUAGAUGGUUGCAAUAAUGCAGUGCCAUUAGUCCCAUGCACUUCCUAUCUCUUCCAAUAGCAGAUAUUCUGACACAUUCCUACUGGACCGGCUCCAGGACUGAUUGAGACUGAAAGACCGCCCUGUGGGGAAGUCUACCAGCCUGUUGUUCUGCAGAGAGAGCUGGGCCUAGAGGGUUCUGCCCUGUGUUAACCACAGGGCCGACCGGCCUAGGCUCUCCAGACACCUACCGGGGUUACAGCUGGUGGUUACGGCCUUUGCUCUGCCAUCAAGAACCCUUUCCAGUGAAACAGCUGCAGUGUUUCACCGCCGUCUUAAGAUGAAUCGUUCUACGUGUGGAGAGGUCUCAGAGCGGGACUCAGAAACUCUCCUUGAUGUCUGAACUUCCACAGGAACCAUGACGCUAACUCUAACACCAGACACAAACUAUGGGCAACCAGUAAACAAACAACCAACACUGAACAAGCAGAAGAGCCGAUAUGUCUGUGUUUGAUUUAAGGUACGAGGUGAUUGUCUCUGUGUAUUUAAAGAUCCACACUCUCUGGACAAGGUCUGGUCGUUUAAAGUCAUGGGGGAGGAUACAACUAUGAGAGUAAAGUAGUUUUUCUUCUUGCAUGAUGCAUCAUAGUAGUAAGAGUGGUUAACACAUUUGGGAUAAGGCUUUAAGGCUUUGGUGAUCUAAACUGAUUGGUUGCUUUCAGACGCUAACGUCUUUGUGGUUUAACCACAAGCUGCACAACAGAUUAAUAACUGAUUCUGAGAUAUAUUGAAAUGUACUGGAUGCUGUAGAGUGCGGCCUUUAGAAGAGAUAAACCUAAAUAUACUGGAUGUUGUGUAGAGGGACUUUUAGAAAGUAUAAACUUUAAUGUACUGGAGGCUGUGGAGAGGGAACUUUAGAAAUAGAAACCUUAAUGUACUGGAUGCUUUAUAGAGGGACCUUUAAAAAGUAGAAACUUUGGGAUGUAAAUCUGGCUUCACCAUGAUUUGUUUAUUUAUUAGGGAGUUUGAUUAUAUGUGAUCUAUAUCACUUUAAAAUGUGAUGUUCCAAAUUAUUAUGAUUGUCACAGCUACUAGAGUCAUCUCAAUCCGAUGUUAUGAAAUUAUGUCAUUGUAAGUGGAAUGGAUGGUCAGAUGAUGUUGGUGAAUGAAAUGUUCUUCAGAGAAAUAUAUAUAUUUUUCAUUCACAAUUGUAUCAUGAAAGAACAUCUGGGGAUAUGCGUUAUUCGUAACAUUUUAUUAAUUUGAGCUAGUUCGGAAAUGUUAAUAAAAUAUUCACACAAAAUCUUGUAUUCUAUUUAUUUUCUCUUUUACUCUGUGUACGCUUACCCUAUAAUAUUGUUAGAUAUUAUCUAUAUUAUAACACCAUAAUAUUGUGGUUUUAUAAAUGUUUCUAAAGCAUGGUUUCAU
Molecule: messenger RNA, 3184 nt
Organism: Gadus chalcogrammus (walleye pollock)
Lineage: Eukaryota; Metazoa; Chordata; Actinopteri; Gadiformes; Gadidae
Gene: exoc3l2b
Product: exocyst complex component 3-like 2b
Exons: 9
Coding region: 1-1179 (392 amino acids)
Biological process (GO): exocytosis; exocyst localization
Cellular component (GO): exocyst
Molecular function (GO): SNARE binding
Source: RefSeq, a predicted model, not a curated record